GGGGGCGGAGGGGAGGUGGGGGGGCGAAUCCGGAAGUCAACAACAUGUCGAGUCGGCACCAGAGCCGAAUUGCAGAUUUCCAGGAUGUCCUGAGGGAGCCCAAAAUUGCCCUGGGGAAGCUUCGAGAACUCAGUUUCAGUGGGAUCCCUUGUGAGGGUGGACUGCGCUGCCUUUGCUGGAAGAUUCUUUUGAACUACCUCCCCUUGGAGAGGGCCUCAUGGACAUCCAUCCUGGCCAAGCAGAGAGAGCUGUAUUCCCAGUUCCUGAGAGAAAUGAUCAUUCAGCCUGGCAUAGCCAAAGCUAACCUGGGGGUAUCUAGAGAGGAUGUUACUUUUGAAGACCAUCCACUUAAUCCGAACCCUGAUAGUCGGUGGAACACUUACUUCAAGGACAAUGAGGUGUUACUGCAAAUAGACAAAGAUGUCCGGAGGCUGUGCCCAGACAUAUCCUUUUUCCAGAGGCCUACAGAUUACCCAUGCCUCCUCAUCCUGGACCCUCAGAAUGAAUUUGAAACCCUUCGAAAGCGGGUGGAGCAGACGACACUGAAAUCACAGACCGUGGCAAAAAACCGGAGUGGGGUCACCAAUAUGAGCUCACCUCAUAAGAGCCCAGCCCCAAAUUCACUUAGUGAGUAUCAAGUGCUGCCCAAUGGUUGUGAAGCCCAUUGGGAGGUGGUGGAGCGAAUUCUGUUCAUCUAUGCGAAGCUGAACCCAGGCAUUGCUUACGUCCAGGGUAUGAAUGAAAUCGUGGGGCCUCUCUACUACACUUUUGCCACGGAUCCCAAUAGUGAAUGGAAAGAACACGCUGAGGCAGACACAUUUUUCUGCUUCACCAACCUGAUGUCUGAGAUCCGGGACAACUUCAUCAAGAGCCUGGAUGACUCUCAGUGCGGCAUCACCUACAAGAUGGAAAAGGUGUACUCCACCCUGAAGGAAAAGGAUGUGGAGCUCUACUUGAAGCUGCAAGAGCAAAACAUCAAACCACAGUUCUUUGCUUUCCGAUGGCUGACACUGUUACUGUCCCAGGAGUUCCUGCUUCCUGAUGUCAUCCGCAUCUGGGAUACCCUCUUUGCUGAUGACAACCGAUUUGACUUCCUCCUCCUCGUCUGCUGCGCCAUGUUGGUAUUGAUCCGGGAGCAGUUAUUGGGAGGGGACUUCACCUUGAACAUGAGGCUGCUUCAGGAUUACCCCAUCACAGAUGUUCACCACAUCCUACAGAAAGCCAAGGAGCUCCAGGACUCGAAGUAGGCUGGUAGCAGGGAGGCUCAGGACUCCAACUACAUACAAAAAGGCCUUGUGGUCAGGGCUGAAUCUGUGUCAGCCCUUGGAGACUCCCAGAUGCCUCUGUUGUGCCUGAAGCUGUUGGGGCAGUAGAGUUCAGGCUGAUUGAAUACCCUGCUCCAGGUGUCACUCAUUCACAUGACCCAAUCAGCACCUCCGAAGCAGCUCCAUUCUUUUAUAAUUGUAUUUUAUUUUCCUACUUUGAUAUUUCAUUAUCUGUCUAAUGUUUCCCAUUCCCUUCUCAGUCUCCCCCUAUCCCACUGCACACUUCACACCUUAUCAUCAAUUUCCUCCAGACCAUUUCAGGAUUGGAGCCAGCCAGGCUCACUUUCUUUGGAAGGAUUCUGUUGGGUGAGUGGUCUGCCUGGAAGUUGACAAGGGUCACUUCAUGUCUCUACCUCCCUAUCUUUCCCUCAGUCCUGCUGCUGAGGAUCACAACUACUGCUUUUCCUGCUUCUGGAUCUGCCUCACCAUAUAUCGUGGGGGUGGGGAAGUAAAGAAUUUUCUAGAGACCCUUCAUUCCUCCUCUAGCAGGGGCUUUGAAAGCUGCUUCCCUGAGAAAGCACCACUAGAAAGAACCAAGAGGCUGAUCAUGAGGAACUUCUUUUUGCUCUCAGUGUUUCUUCCCUCUCUCACUUUCCUAUUUUGCCUUAUUUCAGGGCUGUUUUCCCCAAUUUUAUCAAAGCAAUUAGUCUAAUAGGAUCCCCAGGUGGUGAAUCACUUGAUAACACUAAGGCCUUAUUUCGAGGGAGCCAAGGACAGUGGCAGUGCUAGGGAGCUCAGACCUUGCUUGUAUGACUGCACAGGUUCAGGACCUUGGAUGUUUCUUGCACCCUUGAAUCCCUCACCUUCAAACCUCUGCCCACCACAUUUUGGCAGGCCCACAGUGUUUUCAGAGUUUGGCUGACCCAGGGUUCCUUCACUGCCCAAUUAAAGAUCUCUGUCUCGGAGACCAGGAGUCACUAAGUUUUACCCUAUGGAUGUUUUGAGCCUAAUACCAUCCAGAAAACCUUUGUUGUUUUUCCUCCCUUAGGUCUCUGUCUUUAGAACCCUACAAGGGUACCACUUGCCUGGAAAGGGCUCAGAGGUGGGAGGCAGGGACCCAGGGACUAUGGAAAGCACUGCAACUUGUUUCUUCAGUUCAGAUCCAAGGUUUUAACUGGAAAGGAGAGUUCUUAAUAGGAAAAUGGCUUAGAAUUAUUAGCUUAUACUGAUUUGGGGACAGGUAUCAAAUAAUGAGGAAACUGGGAUGAGCAACUGGGGUCAGUUGCUGACAGGCACUUAUUGUAAUUUAUAAUAGGGCUUACCUCCAAAGGGACUUCUGAUGCUAAUGCUGAGGACUAAGGAGCCCAAAUGUGUUAGUACAGGGAAGAUGAUUUGUUUAGAGAACAAGCUAGCACUCCAUUGGCAUAGACACCAAAGUAGGAUAAUCCUAGAAGGGUUUGCUGGCCAGCUGGCUCUAGCCUGGCCCCUUUGGAAGCCACUUCUCCCCUUGAUAACAGCAGUGGGUGAAUGUGUUCAAAAGCAUGUUAUUUCUCUUUGGCGUCUGUUUGUAUAAUAUUAGGAGAAGGUAGAAAGAAUAAAGUAUCAGAGGGAGA
Messenger RNA from Vombatus ursinus (common wombat), 2878 nucleotides. RefSeq names its product TBC1 domain family member 13 (gene TBC1D13). The transcript has 12 exons. Bases 45 to 1247 code for a protein of 400 amino acids. Gene Ontology annotation, biological process: activation of GTPase activity; intracellular protein transport. Gene Ontology annotation, molecular function: GTPase activator activity. The record is from RefSeq and is a predicted model, not a curated record. Lineage: Eukaryota; Metazoa; Chordata; Mammalia; Diprotodontia; Vombatidae.